AGCUCUUCAAGUUAGUGAUAAUUUUAAAUGGCAGAUAUUAUAAUGGUAUAUGUGUCGAAUACCAUCCUUGACAGUUUGUGUGCAUACUUACAACAAUGUUUCAUUGAAGGAAAUAAAAUGAUACAAAGUGUUGACAAUUUUAAAAAUGUGUGAAAAUACAUGUAUAAUGGCAUGAUAAAGUGUUGUCUUAUUCGUGAAGAUAUGGGAGUUAAGCAGUAUCUGCUAAUUGUUUUGUUUAAAUUUUGUACGGAAGUGAUACUUAGUGAUAUGUCCAAGGGAAUUACAAAGUCAUGCGUGCUUAAUUUCUCGUGCAAACUACCGUGCAGACUGACCCCGUCGUAUCCGAAUAGUAAUGUGGAAGUACGAUGGUUUAAUGGUAGACACGAAAUGCUUUCGCGUGGAUACAAAAUGGUGAGGUACAAUAAACAAAUGAAGGUAGAAAAACCUGGCUUUGGCGAGUUUGAACUUAAUAUACUGAAACUGACCAGACGAUUUGCGGAUACUUACAAGUGCAGAACAACGAAUGGGACCAUUUUGUCAGAGGUCACAGUUGCCCUAGAACACACACCGACAAUAGAAGAGGAUCAAUCGUCGCCAGCUCAUGUUAUUAUCCGUGAACAUUCAUUAGUUGAAUUAAAAUGUAUUUUUUCUGGGUUACCGGAACCGGAUAUAGUAUGGCACCGAGGUUCGACACAGAAAUUAAUUGAAGGUAUCAAGGGACCUAAAUUGAUAAUUCGGAACGUUCCAAGAUAUGCCAGUGAUAAUUACACUUGUAAAGCAACAAACGAUCGCGGAUUCAAGGAAAAAUCUAUACAACUCACUGUUCAGUUUUUACCGGAAGUAAGUGUAAUGGAGUCUGUGAUACAUGUCGCACCCAGUGAAGCGGUGACAAUGGGCUGUGCUAUUCAAGCAUCCCCAAUGAAAGAGACUUUUUGGAUAAACAGUAAGGGCCUGAGAAUUAAAACAGAUUGGAAAUAUGAGGUUUUAGAAGAAGAAGAAAAUGAUAAUUUUCCAGUGCGCUUUCUCGAGCUCCGUAUAAAGGAACAUAGGAUUUCAGUGCACGAUAAGGGCAAUUACACGUGCCACGCCGAGGGAGAAAAUGGUGGAACCAAUGAGACAGUAUUACUUGUUGUGAAUACUUAAAAUUUAGUGUAACUAUUUGAAUACUUCCUGUAGGGAAGGAAAAGCUACUUGCACUUAUACAGGAUUAAUAUGGUCAUGUUCGAGAUCAGUAUACAAUUCGCCAUUUAAAAAAAUGCAAUUUAUCUUGCAAAUAAUCCGUACAUGUGUAUGUUAAUAGCGGAAUUCUUCGAAGGACAUUAAAUAUGAGACAUAUAAAUAAGAGACAUAUAAUAAGAUUAAACUUACUGCAGGGAUAUCACGUGGAUUACGAUAACGAGCGAGAAUUUUUGAGAUUAGAGAUUCAGCUUCAAUGGCUGAACUCCGGUUAUAAUAAUUAUUGUUUUGUUACUGUUAAAAGACUAAUGAAUAAAUUGAUUCUAUCUAAAUUGUAA
Molecule: messenger RNA, 1514 nt
Organism: Ruditapes philippinarum (Manila clam)
Lineage: Eukaryota; Metazoa; Mollusca; Bivalvia; Venerida; Veneridae
Product: hemicentin-2-like
Exons: 7
Coding region: 160-1143 (327 amino acids)
Source: RefSeq, a predicted model, not a curated record